This is a messenger RNA of Artibeus jamaicensis (Jamaican fruit-eating bat), 2229 nucleotides long. It is a transcript of the gene SAP30, whose product is annotated as Sin3A associated protein 30. Gene Ontology annotation, molecular function: protein binding; transcription coregulator activity. Bases 1346 to 2014 code for a protein of 222 amino acids. Gene Ontology annotation, cellular component: histone deacetylase complex. The record is from RefSeq and is a predicted model, not a curated record. Gene Ontology annotation, biological process: regulation of DNA-templated transcription. The transcript is spliced from 4 exons. NCBI's taxonomy places the organism in Eukaryota, Metazoa, Chordata, Mammalia, Chiroptera, Phyllostomidae.
ACGGCUAAGAACAUACUGUAACUAGCCAAGGUGCAGCUUUAUUAGCCGCUCCCAUACUUCUACCCCGCCCUCCAGAAAGCACUCGCACACAUGCACGCACGCACGUCCGCGCAAAUGCACACACAUCCAUGUACAAACACGCACACCCUUUCAGCCCAUCACGUGAAUGCGGAAGACCCAGGAAACGCGGUUUAUUUCUCCCCUCUGGAAAGUGAGGAGCACUCAAGCUAACUCGGUAUUGAUAGGGUUCCACGUCUCCUUUUAAAAGAUACUAGACUCCGCCCUCUCCAGGGCCAUUCCAGGAAAAAUAAAAGGUUGAGGGUAGUGGUUUAAAGGCCUGUUAUAGUCAACAAGUCACUAGCCCCCCUCAAGAAGGGGCGUAUUUGUGAACCUAAGAAUAAAACAAAUCGCUGCAGAAACACGCAAAAGAUUUCGAAAAGACCUUCAAUUGCGAGACUCUCGCCGUCGAGAUGGGCGUUUUCGCUGAAGCAGUCGCUCUUAAGUUGCGUCGAUGAAUGCCCUUCAGCCGCGGUGUUAACUGGGGGUCCUCUAGGACCUGAAAAGCGGCAGAUAGUUCUCCCAGUUUGGGUUCCCCACAAAAGCGUGGUCACAACGAAAACUCAUCAUAGAUACGAUAACGGCCCCAAAACUUUUUUUCAGUACCCUCACUCCCCGCCUACACACGGCGCCCUAGUCUAGUGCUUCGAGGGAGUUGAGUGACCUACUCGUCUAGAAUGCCAGCUCUGCAAAAUUCCAGGAGCUAAACACCAACCAAUCAAUCUGCCAGGAGAGAUUAGAAACAAGAAAACUGAGCAAAACCUACAACACGCCCCCGUUUCUCCCGAGCUUUAAAGGGGGGGCGGAACCGGCCCUCCGCGUGGUAUGCUGGGAUACGUAGUUCCUUCAACUCUUGACGGCGCGGGGUCAGGACCGAGCUCGUGCUGACUCCCCAAAAGAGUACUACAAUUCCCCUUGUGCCUUGCGGCAGAGUGGAAGGGGCGGGACGAGAGAAGGCGCGUCGCGCUUGCGCGUGUUGACGGGCUGGAGGGAGGCGGAGACGCGGUGGUCCAACUGCAGAAGCUUCUCCAUGUGACAGAGAGCUGCGUUCCAGCUCCGGGAGCCGCCGGACUCUGAAUACUGACCUCAAGCACUGUCCACUGUCCCGGAGCCAACAGACACCAGCUCGCGGGGAACGCUAGGUGUUCGGCCGUACCGCCGUAGAACUUGGGGUGUAGAGUGACCUGCUGACUCUAGGGCAAGUGCUUGAGGGACCCCGCAGAGACCCGGUAAUCUCCAGAGAGAGAGAGAGAUUUCUGUCCGCGCCGGCGCCCCCAAUCUUGGAAUCAUGAACGGCUUCACGCCAGAGGAGAUGAGCCGCGGCGGAGAUGCGGCCGCUGCAGUGGCCGCCGUGGUUGCCGCCGCCGCUGCCGCCGCAGCCGCUUCGGCGGGGAACGGGGCCGGGGCGGGAGCAGGAACUGAGAUGCCCGGCGCCGGGGCAGUCUCGGCGGCUGGACCCCCAGGAGCAGCUGGACCGGGCCCCGGGCAACUAUGCUGUCUGCGGGAGGACGGUGAGCGGUGCGGCCGGGCGGCAGGCAACGCCAGCUUCAGCAAGAGGAUCCAGAAGAGCAUCUCCCAGAAGAAGGUGAAGAUCGAGCUGGAUAAGAGCGUAAGGCAUCUCUACAUUUGUGAUUAUCAUAAAAACUUAAUUCAGAGUGUUCGGAACAGAAGAAAGAGAAAAGGGAGUGAUGAUGAUGGAGGAGAUUCACCAGUUCAAGAUAUUGAUACUCCUGAGGUUGAUUUAUACCAAUUACAAGUAAAUACGCUUAGGAGAUACAAAAGACACUUCAAACUACCAACCAGACCAGGACUUAAUAAAGCACAACUUGUUGAGAUAGUUGGUUGCCACUUUAGGUCUAUUCCAGUGAAUGAAAAAGACACCUUAACGUAUUUCAUCUACUCAGUGAAGAAUGACAAGAACAAAUCAGAUCUCAAGGUUGAUAGUAGUGUUCACUAGGAGAGAUGGAAUUGAGACUAAGACUUGGAUGUUCAGAUGUUAAGACUGUUUACUGUUUUCCAUGUGUAGAAGUAAAUGUUCCUGUGUAUUUUUUCUACAGAGGAUUUUCUCUGGUUUUAUUUUCUUUGUUUCUGAUUCUAAUAAUUAGUUGGAAACUCAUGUAAAAUGAGCUUUCCUAGAUUAACAAGUAUUUUAAAUAAAGAUUAUUACUAUUA